Folsomia candida is the source of this 4097-nucleotide messenger RNA. RefSeq lists its product as uncharacterized. Gene Ontology annotation, molecular function: Wnt-protein binding; Wnt receptor activity. NCBI's taxonomy places the organism in Eukaryota, Metazoa, Arthropoda, Collembola, Entomobryomorpha, Isotomidae. The transcript is spliced from 12 exons. Gene Ontology annotation, biological process: canonical Wnt signaling pathway; non-canonical Wnt signaling pathway. The coding region runs from base 747 to 3605 and encodes 952 amino acids. The record is from RefSeq and is a predicted model, not a curated record. Gene Ontology annotation, cellular component: plasma membrane.
CUUCAGUCACUCUUUCGUAUUCCGUGUUGCUGGACUGGUUCUGUGUCCUCGUAGCUCGUACAUACGUAAUAAUAAGAAUAUUACAUGAUAUUGCGAUUGGGAUCAACGCUACGAAACUCAUUUAUUUAACAACGCUGUACCCACUUUGGUUAUUACAUUACACGAGUAAACGAGGUCCAGAAAACGGUUGCAUAAUAAGGAGAGGAGAGAGAGUGUUUAAAAGGAGAGGGAAAAAGGGAGCUGUUCUGGAUUUUACAGACAAAAUAAACUUUUACAUUCGUUUUAAAACAUUGUUUAACUGACGAGAGCUAAACCAGGAGACUGCUGCAAUUCGAAAAUUUAUUGUUUUUAGGGAAAAGGCAAACGAAGAAAUAUUUGGAGUGGGGAAGGAAAAAGGAAAAGUGAAUUGUUCGUGGAAGACGACGUUAAGAAAUUGUUUAAAAAAUUCAUUGUGUUGUUAUGCAAAGUUUUUUAAUGUGCAAUUGGUUUGGUAUGAAAUGCCGAUAAAAGAUACCGGAUAAAUUGUGUUUUUUUUGCACGGUGUGUAUAAUUUAACUUCCUGCAACAUACACAUCUUAUUUAUUUACAAGCAGUGGUUAGGAACUGGCGUCAAUAACGCAUGAAAUUGGGCGGAUGGCGUAAACUUAGCGAAGCAUGAUGUCAACUUGAAUGUGUUGAAUCUUGUGUGAAAGUGCGAAUCACAAUGUGAUUUGUGUCUCUCUUUCUUCCGAAAUAAUAGAGGAAACAUGGCUAAAAUGAAGGUGAAAAUGAGAAAUUUAGCCGUGUUGCUUAUAGUGCUAGGCUUUUUAGCCGAUGGGACUAAAUCUACUCCAGAUCGCGACAGAAGCAAUAAACAUUCACAAAGUGCUGCUAAUUUUGAUUUGAUGGAUCAUCGCUACCGGGAUGAUGAUCCUGAUGACCAUUAUGGCGAUCUUGGUCAUCCUGGGUCUUCUCUGCAUCACGAUUCAGACUCACAUCUACAUCCACAUGGAGUUUGUGAACCCAUAAGAAUUGGAAUUUGUAUGGGGAUCGGGUACAACCAAACAGCUAUGCCAAACGCGCUGGGUCAUGAUUCACAAGCGGAUGCAGAAGCUCUACUUCAAACCUACACCCCAUUAAUUCAAUAUGGAUGUCAUUCAAACUUGCAACUUUUCUUGUGCUCUGCUCACGUUCCAAUGUGCACAGAUAAAAUUCCUGCAACCAUCGGGCCAUGUCGAUCUCUCUGUGAAUCCGUCAAGCUACAUUGCGAACCCGUCUUAAAAGAGUUUGGUUUCGGAUGGCCCGAGUCCCUCGAGUGUUCCAAGUUUCAUCCGGAAAACAACCACGAUAAAUUGUGCAACCCGGGCCCUUCACCAUCUCAUUAUCGCGGACCAUCUUCCUCAGUCACGCCGAAACGUGACCCCACUGAUUAUCAUCCCAGUGGAAACCCGAAAUUCCCUCACCAAACCGGUGGUGACAGUCACUACAACCCUAAAAAUAAGGAAUCUCCACCAUCUGUGCCUGUGGUACGUCCUGGAAUACAAAAUCCUCCCGGGAAUCAUUACAAUCUUCCGAGUGGAGGAUAUUCGUCAUCUCAAGGAACUCCUUUCAAGCCGUAUAACAACAACAAUAAUGCCAACAAUCCCAGCAAUAAUAAUGAUAACAACAAUGGUGCGGGGCAAAGUGAGUGUACUGGAUCUCGCAAAAUGUGGAUCAAGGGGUCCUGCUACUUGAAGUGCUCGGCAGGCUCGUUAGACUUGGAGGAAGGGACCAAUAACGCUGGUGGAGUUGGAGGAAUCUCACUUUUUCACCCGAGUGAAAAGUCAUUUGCAAGAUGGUAUGCAUUGCUAUGGGCAAUCUUAUCCUUAUCUUCAUCCCUCAUCGCUCUAACGCUCUCGCUCUGCUCGCCGCGAUUCAGCGUGGCAGAGAGGCCAAUUUUGUAUCUCGCCUUGUGCCAGGUGCUCUACAGCGUUGGCGUUAUCAUCGGUUCCACGUCGUCCGUUUCCUGCUUUGUGGACAAAGUGACGGGAAAUAACCUCCUUGCGCGAGGGGGGAUGAUCCCCUCAUCUUGCGCGUUUGUAUUUCUUCUCACUUAUUUCUUUGGGAUCGCGACGACGAUGUGGUGGGUCAUCCUCAGUUUGUCUUGGCUGCUCUCUUUAAACAGAAAUAUGGCAGCUUCCCUGUUGCAGAAGGAGUCGUCACUUUUCCACUUGGUCACUUGGGGCAUUUCGUCGAUUCUUACGUCUUCGGCUUUGGUCCACAAAGCAGUGGAUGCUGAUGAGCUGACCGGCAUUUGUGGAGUUGGAUUCCAGGAUAUGGAAGCUUUGUCUCUCUACUACUUGAUCCCACUCGUCAUUGCUCUUUCCUUGGGACUCAUAUUUCUCACCUUUGGACUCAUUGUCCGAAUCUUUUUCCCUGCCUGGAACCUACCCCUGUGCAAGUUGGACUGCUUUAAGCGUAAAGGUCUGACCUCCGAGCAGAAUCGCAUGGCCGGAUGUGAACUCUCGAAUAACUCGGCUGCCACUACGACAGCAAGUCAUCAAACCGGGCAGACCCAGGCACACCUACAAAACGGCUUUAGGACAGGACAUCAGGGCUACGGUUAUAGUCCCGUCCUGCUCGCACCACCACCACCCCCACAGUCAUACCCGCCAAAUAAUGGGCAUAAUCACCAUCAGCAUCACGGAUACCACCAGCACGGUGGAUAUUCUAAUUGUCAAAUGGAUCGGCAGUACCAUCACAAUAAUGGAUCUAUGAAUCCUUACAACCCCACCACCACGACGUGCAUGUGUUCUGCUUCUUCCGGACCUUGUAUGGGUGGAGGGAUGGGCAUGGUGGGGGCGAUCUCUGGAGGAGGAGGUCACAAUAACAACAAUGGUGGUGGUCUCCUCUACUCUACUGGCAACAGUCCAGCAAGUGUCGUGGGGAUUGGGGGAUUUCAGAGACUGAGAGCUUUGGAAAACACCAAAGCUAUUUGGAUGCGGAUUGGCAUCUUUGCUCUCGUUCAUUGUUUACCGAUUGCUUGUCAGGUGGGAACGAUUGCGUACGAGUUAUCUGGUCGAGAAGACUGGGAAGCGGGGAGAGAGCGGCCCAAUUUGCAGCUAUUUUUACUACGACUAAACAUGAAUCUCAUUGCUGGUCUUACCACGGGUGUGUGGGUGCUCUCGACAUACUCGCUGUCCAAGUCAUUGUUGACAUUUACUCGGAAGUUGUGUAACUGUCUUCAAUUCCCUCGCUCCAAGACGAAGGCAAUGUCAUCUCAUCCCCAUCACCACGAGCAAAAAGUUCCCGUCCCAUCCUCCGUCGUAGCACCACUUCUCGCCUCCUCAACGACGUCAAACAAUGUCGUCAAUCUCCCUCCAAUCCCCGUCCCGUCGGGAUCCUCGUCAUCUUCGAAUAACAACCACAAUAGUACAAUGCCCAUUUUGGGAUCAAACAACACGUUUACGACGAGAGGCGCCCUCGCUCCGCACAACAGUGUGGGUAGCAGCAACUUUCCCCGAAAUCAUUACAACCACCCCUUGCCCCCAAUUCCUCCCCGAAAUCCGGACCACAUAGCGAUAGCCCAGCAGCAGCAGCAACAACAAAGGACGGAUGCUUGGCGCAGGGGGGAAACCAUAGUCUAAAAUAAAUACAUACAUUUUGUUUUUAAUAGUCAGUCACAACCUCAUAUUAUUUAAUUAAUUAAAAUGUUUUUCACAUUAACGGGUUAGUUUAUUCACAGAUAAAUAGGUAGAUAAGGUAAUAUCGUGCGAGGUAAUUGUUCGUGAUUUUUUUUACCGUUGUUAUUUAUUUUUAAUCGCAAUUUGUUUUUGUUCAUUUGAUAGUUAGACAAGAGAUUUAAACCACAUUUUUUAGAAUCAAUCGCUUAGAAUUAGCAGUGAAUCUUUAAAAUAAUAAUAAUAAUUGACUACUCAUCAAAUUUCAGUUCAUCUUUUUCACUACUCACUCCUACUCCGUGUUAGAUUAGAUUAAACGUGUUGAUACCAAAGAGACUUUUUCAGUAAAUAUAUUAUUUAUGAAAAGCAAAUGACUUAUGACACCGGUCCGGUUGGUUGGGCCAUCAUUUUAAUAAGAAAUAUUAAAUGAAAUGCAAUAAAUUUACAAUGUGUGAUGUA